This is a messenger RNA of Lotus japonicus, 3418 nucleotides long. RefSeq lists its product as uncharacterized. The transcript has 8 exons. The record is from RefSeq and is a predicted model, not a curated record. NCBI's taxonomy places the organism in Eukaryota, Viridiplantae, Streptophyta, Magnoliopsida, Fabales, Fabaceae. The coding region runs from base 408 to 3263 and encodes 951 amino acids.
UGUUGUAUGUUCCUUAUUAAAGUGCAAGAAGUAAAAUGGAAAACAAGCAACCAAGUCCAUAGCUCAAGUACACACUCCACUGCACUCGUUCUCCUCAUACGUUUCUCAAGGUACUUUGCAGUAGACACACACAGACUCUGACAAUUCACAUAGGAACAAGAGCCUUCAAACUUUGGGGUUAAAUUAGAAGGGCACACAAAAAAGGACUUAAGAUUUGCCUUUUAGACAGGAUAUAUAUCAACUACAUGAGUGUGGGAAGUCCCUAACCUAUCUCUCAAUCAAAGGAAGCUCAUCCCAUGAAGCGCGGUCGAGGUCAUUUACGCACUUGGUGACUUGCAUUUGAUUUUGUGUUCAGUGCUCGAAGCCUAGUAGCCAGUAGUGCAGGUGUUCUUAUCAGAGUUGUACAAAUGUUCGGCAGAAAAGUAUUUCUAACCUACAAAAGGAAGCGACAAUCUCAAAGUAGUAGUUUUAUCCAAGGUAAUUGCUGCCAAACUUCAGUUUGUGAAGAGGCCUGCGAUUGUUCUUUAUCUACACCAGUUAAACAUGACAAGCUAACUGCUGAGAAGGCAUCAGAAAAGGAUGAAGAAAAACCAAUGGAUACCAGUGACGGGGAAAAUCCGUGCUUUGAAUGUGCCAAACAGCCAGACUGUUCAUCAUCAUUUACCAUUCAAAAGCCUGAUGACCUUAGGGCAGGGGAGCGUGGAAUUAGUGACGCUACAGAAAGUAUAGUUUCUAAACAGAAAUCUCUUGCAACAAGAAUUCCAUGCGAGGAUAACUCGAAAAAGGAUUUUGGUGAAUCACCCCCAGUAGAAAAGGCACAGAAUGGUUGUGACACUCAAAGAAAUUCUCAUGCCAGUGAAAGCUCUGGUAAUGAAUUUGACAAUUGUUCUAAUAAAACAAUUAUUUCCCCGCCAGUUGAAAUGGAUGCUGGGAAUGAUCUCAAUUUUAUCAACUCAGAAACACCCAUUGCAAGGGAAUUCCAUUCUGCACGUAGUGAUGAGUCUCCUGCUUUGAAUAUUCCAAUGGAAGAUAAUUCACCCUCCAAAGAUAAUUUCAGGAACCCAUCUGGACAAAUAGUAACGCAGACCAACUUGACCAGUCCAUUAAUAACCUUCUAUCGACGCUAUAAAAGAAAAGAAUGUAUGGAUGGGACUGAUAGGAAAAGCAAGUUGCUCAAGAAGGAAAAUAUUUCAGUGCUGACCAAGUGGAGCAAGCUUGCAAAUGCAAAUGGUAAUUUCUCUUCUUGCGAGGAAUCAUCGUGUGAUGAAUGUCCUGUGGAUAAGGUACCGGACCUUAACCAAUCAGUGGAGCUUUCAGAAAGAGGGAAGCCAUCAGAUCAAACUGAAGAUGAAACAUCUUAUAGAAACUGUUCAAUGCUUUCUGUAACAGACCUUAAUCAAUCAGCAGAGCUUUCAAAAAGAGGAGAGAUUUAUCAAACUCAAGAACAGGUGGUUAAUGCUGACACCUCAUGUACUUGUGGAGUUGUUUCUGAAACCUGUAUGACACAGGUGAAAGAGGAACUGCAUCAUGGGGAAGACAUAGUUCAAACUGUCUCUCAUACAUCUGGAACAGAAGUUCCGAGCCAGAGUUGCCUGAUUCACGAGGAAACCCAACAUCUUCGUACGGAUUGUCAAGGAGUCUCUAUCAAUACGGAUUGUACUCCUGCUGCCACAAUUGCUGAUCAGGAGCUAGAGAAGUCCCAGCCCUCUGUAAGAGAGGCUGGUUAUAAUGAUACGCAUAAUGGCUUGAAUAAAAGUGGGGAACCCCAACCCAAAUUUGACCUGGCUGUUAACUCUGCAGAAGAGCGCACUGUUGAUUUGAACUCGGUGGCUGACAAGCAUCCUCUUGAUUUGAGGAUAAGAACUGUUGGAGCUAAAUUGGACUCUGCAAGCAGUAGAUCUGCCAUUGCCGAAGAUCAUGUUUCUCAUCCGGAAUUUUUGGACUCUAGAGAUACACAGCUGGUUUCAGAAGGAAAGGCUAUUGAUGGUGUUUGCUCAAGUAUUACUCAACCACAGUUAUCUGGUUUCAUGAUGCCUGGUGAAAGUGUGAAUGUUCAACAAACAAAAACUAAUAAGCCAAGACGCGUGCCAAUGAUUUCUCUUUCUUUGGGUUUGUCUUUACCCAUGGAGCUGAGCACCGGAGGCUGUGACUCCACUAAUUAUUUGUCUCUAUUGCCUUUGUCAAAUUCGAUCACUGAUACUAGAGAUUUUGUCCAAGAUGGAUUAUAUCAUUCUUCAACAAACCGGAAACCAUUGCUUCCCAGGCACAAGGUAGUUCUUGACAAAAUUGUAAACAGAGCAAGAGCUUUAAAUGAGAGAGGCAGCUUUCAAGAAAAUUUAAAACGGAACCCUUUUAUAUGGUCUGAAGAGGAGUUGGAUUUUCUCUGGAUUGGUGUGAGAAGACAUGGUAGGGGAAAUUGGGUUGCUAUGUUAAGGGACCCAAGAUUGCGGUUUUCACCAUUAAGGGCACCAUGGGAUCUUGCGGAACGGUGGGAGGAUGAACAAAUAAAACUUUUGAAAGACACUUGUGUUCCACAACACAUGUAUCCAAAUGUAGAAAGGCCAACAGCGGCAUCUUUGCAAGGAAACUUUUGCUUCCGGCAUCUGGAAUUAGGAUCAUGGAGACAAAAUACAAUGGAGGAGACUAAGCUGUCACCUGAAGAUGUAAUUUCUUAUAGGGAGAGCAACCUCUUGAGGCAAUCUCUUGCUGGUUUAAAUUAUCAAAACGACACUGCGUUACACAGUCUUAGGCCAACUAUUCAUUCCAGGAGGGCCUCUUACAACAAUAACAUAGAAUGGGGAUUUUUCAAUUCACCCGGAAGCUCGAGUCUUUCCAUGGAAAAUUCUUAUGCAAAUGAUUAUCCCUUUAACUUCUCAACUGCAAAGACUAAUUUGCCCCACUGGCUCAGGGAAGCAGUUACUACUCCUCCAAUGUCAGUUGAGCCAAAUCUGUCUGCAACUGUUUCAUUGAGUUCUCAUCCACAUCCAGAGAUGCUGGGUGCUGCAGAGCGUUGCUAUCAUGCUGAUAGGUCAUGCUUUCUGCCUCAAAUUCGGUUAAGUGGCUCGAGGACGAAUGAGCAAUUCUCUAGAACAUCAAAUGGUUCUCCUCACUAUUCAACAUAUUCAAGAAGAAAAUAUGGGAUGAUGAAAAUGAACAAGCCUCUGCAACAACAUCAUGUCAGCAAACCAGAUGACAUGAUCAUCAUCGAUAGUGACACGUCUUCUGAAAAGACCAUAUCUGAUGAUAACCGUUCGAGUUUGUAGAUCUGAAGAAUGUUGGAUAACCCUGUGUACCAGUAAAAAGGUUGAGCUGUAGAAAGGUUGUAGGUGAAUGUUGCAUGGUGUUGUGGAUUAGUAGAUUGUAAACCUAGUAGAUGAUAUGACCCUUCUGCUAAAUGAAUGCUGAUUUUUCAUUUCAA